AUGGCGACAAUCAAACUACCGGAACAACUUCCUUCUCCUGCCCAAGACUCGGAAACACUUCGAAAAGCUUUAGAUGGAUUAAUGCAUGAUGGGAAGGCUGUUAUUAAAGUGUUGGGUCAUAGGAAUGCAACCCAAAGAAAAAUCAUUCGAGAGACUUAUCAAGAAUUAUACAAUCAGGAUCUCAUUGAGUCUCUCCGGUCUAAGAUUUCCCAUAAUUUUGGGAAAGCGGUGGUUUGGUGGACAUAUGAUCCACCAGAAAGGGAUGCAAGGUUGGUGAAGAAUGUGUUGAGUUCAAAGGAAAUUGGCACGAAUGAACUACAAGUGAUAGUCGAAAUCUCUUGUGCAUCAUCUCCUCACCGUCUUCUUGCUGUCAGAAAGUGUUAUUGUUCCCUCUAUCAAUGUUCACUCGAAGAAGACAUAAUUGCUUAUGCCCCACCAUUUGUUAUAAAGAUUCUAGUUGCCUUGGUGAGUUCUUUCAGGUAUGAUGGGGAAGUGGUCGAUUUAAAUUUGGCAAAUGAAGAAGCAUCCAAGUUACAAGAAGCUGUUGCAUUGAAACGAUUCGAUCAAGAUCAUGUUGUAUGGAUACUUAGCACAAGAAAUGUGUUCCAGCUCAAAGCAACUUUCGAAGCCUACUAUCAAAAAUUCGGAAAUCAUCUUUAUGAGGAUAUCAAGGAUUUUGGAAAUGAUUUGUUGGAAUCUUUGGUAAAAGAUGUGAUUGCAUGCAUUGCUUCCCCUGAGAAACAUUUUGUUGAGGUCAUCAAAGUUGCAACUGACGGCUGGGGUACAGAUGAAGAUUCGCUAUCAAGAGUCAUUGUAAGUCGAGCUGAAGUAGAUCUGAUGAAAGUGAGAGAAGCAUAUAUGGAUAUAUACAAAACAAGCCUUGACCAGCUGAUUAAAGACGAGACUUCCGGAGAUUAUGGGGCUUUUUUGAUGGCAUUGUUGGGAAAUUAACUCGAAUUCUUAUGUACAUGUACAAAAUAUUUGUGCUUGGAGAAUAACUUGAUGUGUGUGUUCGUUUGAAUUAUUGUGUGAGCAUUCUAGUCUUGGAAGAAAGUUGGGAAUUAUGUGUUGCAUCUGGGUGAUGUUUAUAAUAAUAUUGUACCUCUACAAUUUAAUGCA
Molecule: messenger RNA, 1119 nt
Organism: Lactuca virosa
Lineage: Eukaryota; Viridiplantae; Streptophyta; Magnoliopsida; Asterales; Asteraceae
Source: the annotation of a GenBank genome assembly